Molecule: messenger RNA, 1890 nt
Organism: Paramecium tetraurelia
Lineage: Eukaryota; Ciliophora; Oligohymenophorea; Peniculida; Parameciidae
Exons: 1
Source: RefSeq, a predicted model, not a curated record
AUGGGUUUAUUGAAACCUAUUGACAUAGCGAAACAAAGAUAAGUGAAGGAUGAUAUAAAGGAGAAGGCGAAUAAGGCUCAAAAAAUUAGUUUGUUAACGAUGGUAGAAAAACAACAAUAAUAAGAAGAAGAAAAAGAUGUAAAUUAGGAUUUAACACUCUAGAGUUAGAAAUACGAAUUUGAAAAUUAUUUGGAUCCAACUUGCUAAUCUUUUUGGAAGAUAGCUUAUGAAGCAUUUAAUAAGAUAAUAAAAAAAUCAUAAAGAACUAAAUUAUAGGAUAUGGAUAUAGAAUAAGAGUCAGAUGAAUAGCCAGAUACGAUUCAAAAUGUCAAUAAUUAAAAAGGAAAUUUAAAUUAAGAAAGUAUUGAGUUGAGAAGAUAAUAAAUAAUUAGCAAAUAUUAAUAACUUGGUAAAUUGAAGGAUCAAAAUAAGAAGAAAAGCAAAUCAACAAAACAGUAUACUUAGAUUAAAUCAUUUAAGAUUAAGGACAAGUAUACUGAUUUAGAAAUGUUAAGAUUCAAUAAUUUGUUUAAGUUUUUGAUUCAGAAUUGGCCAGCAAUGCUACUUUAAUCAAUCAAAUUGCCUUAUGUUUAAUCAUUGUUUAAUGAUUAAGAGCUAAGAAAUAUCAAGAGCAUUGGUCAAAAUGAUUUAGGUUAUUUUGGAUUGAAGGCCAAAUAGAGAGCUGAUAUCACAAGUAAUUUGAUUGAAGGAGUGCGUGAAACUGAUAGUUUUAAGAUAAUAAUUGAAUACAGACAAGAAGUUACAGAGGCCGUUGGAUUAGUGCUGGAAAAUGUUCAAGAUGAAUUAAACAGUAUCAAUUAAGCAUUACAAAAGAAAGAUAGCCAAUAUACUCUACAAUAACAAUAGCAAUAUCGAAAGAUCUAUAAAUAAUAUCUUUAAUUAGUUGAAUUCAGUCGACUUUUCAUUAAUGGAUGUUUAUAUUUAGGUUCUGAUAUCCAUGGAUAUGAUUAUCAUAUAUUCUCUAAUGACAUUGAUCAUAUCUAUUAGAACAAUGGCUCAGAGUGGAGAGUAUUAGAUGAAAACUAAGUGUAAUAAUUAUUUAAGACUUUAAAUGUUUGUGGUGUAAAAGAAAGAGAAUUGUAAACCAAUAUUUAAAAGUUGAUGGCGUGUGAGUUGUUUAAUGAUUAGGACACUAAAGAAUUGAUCACAAUAAAAAAUGUUGAACAAUCAUAAGUGUAGGCUGGAAAUAGAAGUCCAAAAUAGUUAAUUGUCAAAAUAUUACUAGAAGUUGUGUAAAAGUAUACUGAUACUUUGAUGAUAAGAAAGUUGAGAUGGGAAUCAUACAAAAUCAGAGAAAAGUUUCAAAAUACAAUCAAAACACUCGAAAAUCCUUUAGAUAUGGUUGAUUUCAUGAAGAUUUUAAUUGAAUAGUUUGAAACUGCUUAAGUUUUAGUUAUAGAUUAGUAAAAGAUGUAGAAUGGAAAUCAAUAUGAUUAAAAAGAUUUAAAGGAAUUUCAGUAGAGAAUACGCAUAUAUGAGAAUAAAUUAUAAGGAUUGAAAGAACCAGAAAAGAUAUUAUUUUAUGAUAGUCAAUUAUUUUAAUUGAUGGAGUCUAAGGAAUAUAUCAAACCUAACGGGAUUAAAAGUAAUACAAAAUUCUGGCAAUAAAGUUUAGGAGUAGAAGUCAAAGAGGCUUUGAUGAAUUUUGCUAAUAAAGUUGAUAAAGAGAAUUAAUAAUAUGAUGUUGUAUUUAUGGCUAGUACUUUAUUAUUAGCAGUUUAAGAGUAUGAGCUCUCAAGUUCUUCAUAGGACAAUGAAGAUGAUGAAUUGCUUAGAUAAAUUGUUAAGGAAGUAAAAUUUGAUAAUUAGAAUUUGUUAUUGAAAACAGAUAAUCAUUAAGUUAAUAACUAAAUUAUUGAAUUAGAUUGA